This is a messenger RNA of Tetranychus urticae (two-spotted spider mite), 1686 nucleotides long. It is a transcript of the gene cpa, whose product is annotated as F-actin-capping protein subunit alpha. Gene Ontology annotation, molecular function: actin filament binding. Lineage: Eukaryota; Metazoa; Arthropoda; Arachnida; Trombidiformes; Tetranychidae. Gene Ontology annotation, cellular component: cortical cytoskeleton; F-actin capping protein complex. Gene Ontology annotation, biological process: barbed-end actin filament capping; actin cytoskeleton organization. The record is from RefSeq and is a predicted model, not a curated record.
UAGGCGUUACCGUCAUAGAAAAUUGUUUCUUAGCCAUUCAAAACUACCUGAUUGCUGAUUAAUUUAAUGUUAUUGUUUUCUUGUUUUUAUUUUGUAUUAUUUAUUUAAUUGUCAUUGAAAAACAUUUAGUUAUUUUUUUUACUUUUAUUAGUGAUAUUUUCCUACUAAUUAGCAAUCUAUAGCAUUGGAUAUUUUGGUUUUGUGAGUUUAAAGAGUAAAAAUGGAAGUCUCUAAAACCGCAAGGGAAUCUAAUGGAGAUAUCAACCUUAAAAUUGUUACACAAUUUAUUCUUCAUGCUCCUCCGGGAGAGUUUAAUGAAGUUUUAACCGAUGUUCGUUACCUGUUAAACAAUGAUGCAUUGCUUCGUGAUCAAGCAGCAGGUGUUUUUGUUCAGUAUUGUAAGGAUCAAUUGACACCACUUCAAGUUGAGAAUUCUGAGCACGGGGUUUUGAUUACCGAGUUUAAUGAACUACCUGAUGGUAGAUUCUAUGAUCCCAGGUCUCAAAAAUCAUUCAAUUUUGAUCCAAUUAGAGAAGAAGCAUCCGAUUAUCAACCCUGGACGCCUGAUGCUACAUCUGAAUCAUGGAGACUAAAUUUGGAAGAAUUGUGGACCAACUACUGCAAAGAACAUUAUUUUAAUGGUUGCUGCUCUGUUUUUGGAUCAAGUCAUAAUGGCGAAAUCACAUUGACUGCUUGCAUUGAAGGGCACCAGUUCCAACCUCGUAAUUUUUGUAAUGGUCGUUGGCGAUCUAUUUGGACAACGACUUUCAAUCCUUCAUCAGGACAAGCUGAACUGAGAGGAAUAAUUAAAGUGCAAGUUCAUUAUUACGAGGAUGGCAAUGUUCAGUUAGUCAGCUCAAAAGAAAUAAAAAAACCAUUGGCGAUUAGUAGUGAGAAUCAAAUGUCACAUGAAUUUGUGCAAAUAGUUGAGGAUGCCGAAAAUGAAUAUCAAACUGCAGUUUCUGACAAUUACCAAAUCAUGUCCGAUACAACAUUUAAAGCUUUGAGAAGACCACUUCCAGUUACUAAAGCCAAAUUAGAUUGGAGCAAAUUAUUGAAUUACAAAAUUGGAUCUGAGUUGAAGCAACACUAAAUGUCAAUGGCAUCACACCAAGAAGAUCACAAAUAGCCAAACGAACUGAGAAACUGAUUGUUAAACACACAAAAAAACAAAACUCCAGUUGAAACUGAAGGUUAAAUUGGCUCCUGUUUUAUUACUCUCUAUCAAGCAGAAAUAUCGAUAGGUUGCUAUUAACUUUGUAUUGUCUUAAUGAAUUUUGGUUGAGAAAAAGUUCAACCAAAAUAAGAGUCCAGUGCUUUCUUCCCUCCCUUCAGUCUCUCCAAUCAUCAAACCUGUCCUCAUGUUCAUGUGAAUCAAAUCAUAAGGGUUAAAAAGGUUCACAUGAACACAGUAAAUUUUCUAUACACCCCAUGAGCAAACUAAAAGUGUAUCUAUCGAUGUUAAUGAUUCAAACAAAUGACUUUCUAAGAAAAUUUGGACCAUGUUUGUUACUAAUUAUCACCGCCUAAAUGAAAAAAAAAGAAUAUUGAAUGGAAAUACAAAAUUAAUAUUUAACAAAGAAAUCAAUUCCUUGUUGCAUAUUUAUCAUAGUUAAUGGAAAAAUGUCGAAAACUUUUCUCAUGUUCCAAUAAUUUUUGAAAAAAAUUGAUACUGAUCUACUAAAA